AAGAAAAAUUCCCAAUAUUCAGAAAAGGAUCAGAGCUCCUCCAGCAUAAUUAAGUUUUUAAAUAGUACAGUAUCCAAGUUUUCCAAGAAAGGUUCUUCUCAGAUAGCCAAUCACUUAGAACUGUAUGAAUCCACUAUGGAUUCUUUAAAAUUAUACUCUGAUGCUGACCGGAUUAGGUUCCUUCCAUGGGCAUUUGAUGAUAGAUAUCGUCAUUAUUUUACAUCCUUUAAGGAGAGAGGAGUACAAGAUUGGCCAAGUGUUUUGCAUGAGGUUAAAUUGGAAUUCGGACCAUACCGAACCACUACUGCUGCAAAACGGGACAUAUAUAGCCUUACGUGUAGACCCAAUCAGAGUCCCCGUGAAUUCCUCUCUGUCCUCAAAAAUGCCUAUGGGUUGGCAUAUAGAUCCCCAAAUUGGGAAUCUGAAGAAUUCAAGCAGUUAUUCUAUGAUGCUAUGCCAACCCAGAUCAAACUUAACUUAGCCAGAGAUCUGGAUAUUGAUGCUCCCUUGGAUAGGUUGGUGACGGCUGCCACCAUGCUGUAUAAUAUCAGUGAGUGCCAUACAACAGGUGAGAGAAGGUUUAAAAAUUCCCCAGAGCAAAAGGUAGCUGAAGCUAAGGUAAACCCUAACUUGGGAUUUGAAAGCCAGCCACGAAGAUUCCCUCAAUCUACAGGACCUUCUCAACAAGCCCAGCAACAACAGGUAGGACCGCCCAAACAGACCAAACCCCAAAAUAAUAAUGGAUCAGAGGGGAAUAAUUCAGGUAAUGGGAAGUCUAACUACCGUCCCUAUUACAAUUACGGUCCCCAGGGAUAUAGGCCCUAUAACACUAGAAGUUACCAGGGUUAUAGACGUUGGGAUAAUAGGCCCAGACAACAGAGGGAAGAUAGGCAGGAAUCCUUGAAUUCACCCAGGAGUAGGUCACCUACCAAUAACCAGGGUGCCCAACAAAGCCAAAAUGUGCCCAAACCAAACAGGUUUGAUCAGCUGGUAGAGCAAGUGGCCCAGCUGAGCAAUAUGGUAAAUAAGUUGUCCCAGUUAUCCCCAGAAAAACAGCCUAAUCCUUUUUUAGGGGCAACUGCCGGUCCCAGCAAUGUAACAGCAUAAAGCAGAUUGGGCCGGGUCAGAACCCAGGCCACUGUAAGGAUAUUAAAUUGAUUGUGGUAGAAUCUGAUGUGAUUCCUAAUUCUUUAUUUCCUUGCAGUACCCCUGACCCUGAAAUUAGGGCCAGGGGGGAAAUGUCUAAUAUGUCAUUUGUCUUGCAGUCUAAUGAUGUCAAUUCAGUUGACCAGAUGUCUGUUCCAGUGUAUAAUCACAUCGUCCCAGCAUCUAGCCAUGAGCCAGCUGUGAUUUGUGAUGUCACACAGCUUGUCCCAAAGGGGGGGGCUAACGCUGCUCCUCCAGCUUGUCCUGGGAGA
Molecule: messenger RNA, 1418 nt
Organism: Bufo gargarizans (Asiatic toad)
Lineage: Eukaryota; Metazoa; Chordata; Amphibia; Anura; Bufonidae
Exons: 1
Biological process (GO): cellular response to starvation; mitophagy; autophagosome assembly
Cellular component (GO): autophagosome; extrinsic component of phagophore assembly site membrane; mitochondria-associated endoplasmic reticulum membrane contact site
Source: RefSeq, a predicted model, not a curated record